AUGCCAGGUCCUCCGCUCCUUUCGCUGGCAAUUGUGGUCGCAAUCGCCAAGGCAAAUGUGGUCAGAAUCGCUCAUCUUCAGCCGAACGACCCAACCAUCAUUCACGAGCCGAACGUGCUCAAAAUGUGCUCACAAGACUUGAAGGAGAGGAACAUUCUGCCCAGUGAGAUCAACUUUCAGUAAGUUAUUUUACAGUUUUUAGUAAUACAUUUCAUUUUCAUUAAUUGCUAUAGUAAAUCUAACAGGAAAGGCGCCAAACAAUGAUAAGCAAAAAGCACUUGGUGAAACGAGACUAUUCUACAAACUUUUUGACCUAGCUAUUAUCAUUGAAACAUAAGCAUACUUUUCUUAUCUUAAUGCUGUCUCAGUAAGCCGUAACUUACGGCAUAACUUCAUUUUAUUACUUAUAAAACAAACCAACUACCAGAGCCACUCCACUAACCCUACUGUAACAUAUACCCCAACCAUUAUCCCCGAAACUGAUCUUUGUCUGUUUUUUUAAAAUUUUUAACCUUUUACUGGCUUAUCCCCUAUUACUGUACCCUCACAAAACUACUCCAGUAGUAAAAGAAAAGAUAAAGGAUUAAGAUCGUACAACAGGAAAUCACAAGAUAAAACUUACAGUAACCCUUUCAGAGUGUUCACCAUGGAGUCAUGUAAUCGCUAUUCGGGAGUCGAGAAUGCCGCAUACUUGCACUAUCUUCGAAAUGCCAGCAUCUACUUUGGGCCUGGCUGUAAUAACGGUAAGAUAAGGCAUGGAUAAUAUGAGUUAUAUUACACUAGAGAAAAGAUAAAACUAGAUAAAGGCGUAAAAACAUAUGUAAAACAAACUUCAGCAUUCCUACGACUAAACAUAGCACCAUAAAAAUUGAACUUACCACAGAAAGUGCACAAAAACAUUUAUAAUUCUAGAAAUGCUGGUAAUCGGACGACUUGUCUCAAGAUGGAACGUUCCUAUUAUAGCCCAUUUGUCUGGUGAUGAUGCUCUCUCUGAUCGUACUGUGUUCGACACACUUGGCUCAGUAGCCUUGACUUCAGCCACAGAAAUGGCCAGAGCUACAUUAACAUACCUAAAGUUAUAUGGAUGGAAACAAGUCGGUCUGAUCAAAGCUAGUGUCAACUUUGACAGACUGAGUUUACAUUCGUUGAAGAAUCUUUUAAAAGAUCAUGAUAUCGAUGUGAACAUCGAGAUUGAAUUGGAUCCAUUCAUGACUCCAGAUGAAAUCAUUGCUACUGGCAAACUGAAGCAGCUCAGGAACAAGGCUAGAGGUAAAAUAAUAUAAAUUGAAAGGUUUUCUUGUUUAAAACACACCUAAAAACAACUCAAAAAUUUAAAACAGAUACAUACAACAUGUUUUUAGUUAUCAUUGUCGAAAUGGGCAUGGAUCUUCACACAAGUCGAUCAGUUAUGGUCGCUGCUCAUCGAUCUGGAAUGAAGACAACAGAUUAUGUCUAUAUUAUCCCUUGGUUGGCUCAUGUAAGUUUAUAUAAAACUUUUCCGAUCACAAUUAUGUUUGUUGUCUAUAGAUCCUAAACAAAAAAACCUUAUCUUUUAGGUGACAGAUUUUUUAGAAAAUUUGACAUUUUUCUAGACAAAUCUUGGACAGAUUUUUGUCUUCGGCUGAAAAAAACAAAAAAUAAUAAUUUUUGGCCAAUUUAUUGAAAGAAUAUCAAAGUAAUUAUAUAAAUUUACAGUUACACGACCAUUACCCAUGGGAAGCCAGCAAUAUCGACAAGAAUGAGGUCCGGGUGGCCUUCGAAGACGCCAUCGUGAUCACGGCUCAUGGUUACGACAAGAAAUUCGUCGAAGAGUUCGAAGUUCGGUUCUCCAAAGUUACAGGAAUUAUCAGUAGUUAUGUAAGAGGUUUUUACUAACUGUUUUUGAGAAUACUUUUCAGAUAUUAACUAUAAAACAGGUUAUAUUGUACAUAAGAAAAAUAUUGUUGAUCUCGGGAUUUUUAGCCUAAUUUUUUUCGUCUCACAGGGAAAGUGUCAAAAGGUGUACCUAACGCCCAGACAUGUGAUAUAGCUCAGAAAAAUUCUGUGAUCGUCCUGAUUAAGAAGACACUUUCCUUGUCAUAAAUAGAAAAAAUAAAGUUUAUGAAGUAUUAGAAAAUGGUUUUUAGCAAAUUUAAUUCAUGUUUUAGUACGCCACAUUGUCUUACGCUGCUUUGUACGAUGCUCUGUUCUUGUACGGUCUGGCUCUGCGCGAUGCCUACGAUGAGACCCGAAACGCUUCCAUCUACAUGAAUGGAGCUUUGGUUUGGCGGAAAAUGUGUGGAAGACAGUUCAUUGGAAGUACUGGCCAAGUACUAAUGAACAACAAGGCUGUUCGAGUACCAAGUUACGCGACAUACUAUGUAAAGAAUGGUUCAGUACGAAUUGUGGUUGAAUUGACAGCACGAUUAAGCGAGAAGUCAAAAUGUCAGGCUUCUGAAAACGACUGUUCUGAACACGUAGCUCAUGAAGUUAUGCCACAUUACUGGGGAUCGUACGAUGGCUCCAUGCCUGCAGACAUGCCAAAGUGUGGAUUUGAUGGAAGCUUAUGUGAUUACACGAUUGUGUUUGUUGUUUGCGGCUUCUUAGGAUUCUUGGCUAUUGCGAUUCCAUUGGGUUACUUUAUCUACAAGAAGGAGAAGGAAAGACUACUUUAUGAUAUGACGUGGAGAAUACCUAGAGAACAAGUUCGAUUGUUGGAGGGAAAUGCUGGUGGAGUAAGUUUUGUAACUAAACGUUAACUUUUUGUUUUCUACAAAGUCAAUGCAUUUUAUUUUUAAAAAAUUUUUUAGCGUUCGGAAUCUUCGAUUGGAAGGUCGACAAUUGGUGGAUCUUCAGCUGGAGGAAGUAUUGGGUCAAGGAUCAAUAACAGACUGAGUGCCAAGCAAGCUAUUGCCAAUGGUGUACGAUGUGCUUACAAAAGAUAUCAACAGACUAGGAACAUCAGUUUUCCUAAGGCUGAUCUGUCCAGGUUGAAGGAGGUAGGUUUUACAACUUUAAGACAAGUAUACUGAUGUUUUAUCACUUAAAAACCAGAAAAUUGAUGUAAUAUUUUAUGUGAUUUUUACAUUUUUAGCUAAAACUUGUUGAGAACGACAACUUGAACAAGUUCUACGGAAUGUGCUUUAACCAGCAGAACGAAGUCGUCGUACUGUGGUUGCUAUGUCAACGUGGGAGCUUGGAGGUAAGAGCUAAUCUUGUAAAUCAACCUCUAGAUUAGUUAUCUUCUUUGGAAAGUGUUCAAAAUAGUGUAAAAUAACAUUAAAGUUGAAGCAACAUACAUAAAUGACUACAGUAUUGUACUUCAGGACGUCCUAUUCAAUGAAGAACUCAAAAUCAGCAGAAACUUUCAAAUUUCUUUUGCCAAAGAUGUUGUUAAAGGGCUCCACUUUCUUCAUCAAUCAGUCCUAAAGUACCAUGGUAUGUUGUGUCUACAGAAUUGUCUGGUGGAUUCCAAUUGGACUGUCAAGUUGACAAACUUUGUGACAGAAGAAGUGAUUGGUGACAAGUUGAGACACAACGAACUCAAGCUGAUGGUGAUGAAGAUCAAGAAGCCGAAGAAGACAAAGGGCGGAAAAGAAAAGGCAAAUGGAAAAGAAAAGGACACAGAAUCGUCAUCAUCUUCUGAAGAAGACACUGAGUCCAAGGCCAUGCAUCAGAAGGCCAUGAGCAAGAGUAAGUUAAUAUAAAUGAUUGAAGUAGUAUAAUCUCUAAAAAUUGAGUUAUUUUCUUAAAAAAUUUAAACAUAAUUUUGUCAUAACACGAAAAUCAAGUAAAAUUCAAGAAGGAACAUUACUUUUUGAUAAUUAUAUUUGAUAAUAUUGUCAUGACUAAUAUUGUGAUUUUAGAAUACAUUCAACAAGCUCCAGAAGUCAUCCGUGAGAUAAUAACAACAAAAUUCAUUCCUCCAGGCACUCCACCAGCUGAUAUGUACAGUUUGGGUAUGGUACUGUACCAAAUUUUGUUCAAGAUGGAACCGUUCCAUGAAAGAAGUCAAUCUUCUAAUAGUAAGUGACUAAUCACUGUUUUAUGACUUUACCUAUUUUUUUAGGUUUUGCAGAAAUUUCCUGUCGUAACCUAAAUCAACUUAAAUUUUGUUUUUAGAGAUCAUGGAGAUGAUUGCCAUGGCCAACGAUGACGAUCGUAUCAUCAGGCCAACGUUCCCGAAUCAGCAGAAUCUUCCACCAGAGGAAACUUACAACCUCCAACUGUUAUCAGCUAUCGAAGCUUGUUGGUUGGAGAUUCCUGAGAUGAGGCCUACCAUCAAGAGGAUGAAGACCAUGGUUAACAGUAAUCUAAAGAGCACAUCAAGUGGUACACUGGUCGACCAGAUGAUGAAAAUGAUGGAGGAUGUACGUUAAUGUUAAUGAUUUCUAAAUUGAAGUUUAAUAAUAUUUUUAAGGUUAACACGACUUUAAAAGUGAAAUUUUUAAUGAAAAUUAAAACCUCGUAUUUUACAGUAUACUACAAACUUGGAACAGCUGGUAAAAGACAGAACAAUUAUGUUAGAAGAUGCUCAACUGCAAGCAGACAGGUUGUUGAAGAACAUGUUGCCACCGUAUGUUUUUAAGUCUGAUAUUUACUCACCAUAGAUAUAAUAUAAUUUAAAAAAUGUGUUUUUUAGGAAAAAAAUAUUAAUAUCUUGGGCGCAGCUUGCGUAAAUAUAAGUUGCAGAAACUUUAUACGACCAAAAGUUUCCUGAUCCAAAAUAUUGUUUUAGAUCGAUAGCCGAAGAUCUGAAAGUAGGAAAGCCAGUGAUUCCUCAGCUGUAUCAGAACUCUACCGUGUUGUUCUCUGACAUCAGAGGAUUCACCAGAAUCUCGUCGACGUCGACGCCACUUCAGAUUGUUACAUUCUUGAAUGACAUGUUCUCCGGCUUCGAUGCCAUCAUUGCUAAACAUGAUGCCUACAAGGUCGAGACUGUGAGUUAUUUUAAAAAGUUUUAUUUGGUUUCUUACUUUUUUUGUCUAUAACUAUUCUUUGACUUAUAUUGUUGUAGAUUGGAGAUGCCUACAUGAUUGUGUCUGGGGUACCAAAAGAGAACGGCAAUGCGCACGUUAUGCACAUUGCCGAGAUUGCUUUGAAGAUGAGAACGGUAAGUUGUUUUUUAGUUAUUUUUACUGUUAUAACUCAUUUGUUCACUUAUAAAUCUGUAUUUUCUUAUCUUAGGUUUUGAUAUUGUUUUAGUUCGUGUCUAACUUCAAAUUGGCUCACAAGCCGGAAGAGUUAAUGAUGGUGAGAAUCGGAUUUCACAGUGGAUCUGUAGCCGCUGGAGUAGUUGGAUUGGCAGCGCCACGGUACUGUCUGUUCGGUGAUACUGUAAACAUGGCUAGUCGAAUGGAGUCUACCGGCAUGGCUAACAAGAUUCAGGUUUGUUUUUUUUUGUUUUAUGGUGUAGAGUAAGAUAAAUUGCGUAACCUACGGUAGCCGAUUGUCGAAAAAGUAUAAGAAACUAAUAAAGAUACGGGCAGGGACGUCGUUUGGGGGGGGUGAUUCGGGGUGACUCCCCCCCAGAGCCAAUCCGAAAAAAAAAUCCACAGGUAGGUCUCCACUCCCUGUGGGUUUAAUUGCAUGCGAAAUAUUUAUACGAAUUUGUAACGCUAUUUGUAUUGGCAUGGUAACACUUAUUGUUUUCAGAUCAGUGAAGCUGCGUGUAAUUUGAUUCGCUGCUUCUACCAGUACUUUAUACUGACGGAGCGAGGGAAAGUGGAGAUAAAAGUAGGUUAUUCGAAUAUUAAAAUGUAUAUGUUGAGGUUAUUGACCUUGCCAUUUUAUUACUAUGACUUAUUAGAGUAAUAUAGAGCUAGAAAUGAUUUGAGCUAAUGUCAAAGGCUUAUCAUUUUAAGUUCAGAAAAACCAUUUCAUGUAAUUUUAAUGUUAAUAUAACAUCAACUGGUCGAUUUUUUGACGUAUUCAAUGUUUUUUUAUGACAAACAUGGUUUAUUGAAGUAAUAUAGGGUUGAAGUACCUAUAGGAAGAAAUUUAUUGGAGUAAUUUCAGGGCAAAGGCGAGUGCACUACCUACUUCCUCGAGGGCAAAGAGAUGCACGGCCGCAAAAAAUGA
Messenger RNA from Bursaphelenchus okinawaensis, 6060 nucleotides. Lineage: Eukaryota; Metazoa; Nematoda; Chromadorea; Rhabditida; Aphelenchoididae. The record is from the annotation of a GenBank genome assembly.